Molecule: messenger RNA, 1923 nt
Organism: Anolis carolinensis (green anole)
Lineage: Eukaryota; Metazoa; Chordata; Lepidosauria; Squamata; Anolidae
Gene: hao2
Product: hydroxyacid oxidase 2
Exons: 8
Coding region: 95-1231 (378 amino acids)
Biological process (GO): fatty acid alpha-oxidation
Cellular component (GO): peroxisome
Molecular function (GO): FMN binding; oxidoreductase activity
Source: RefSeq, a predicted model, not a curated record
AUUAAAUUAAUAACAGUGUCUCCCCUCUACAGCAACCCAAACCAAGGAGCAGUUUUCCUGACAAAGAGUAAACAAUGUAUUUGUACUUAAAUUCAUGGUGAAGCAAAGAGUUGCAACUGGUGCUGCUUGGUCUUCAUCUCUAGGAACUCUCCUUUGCUUGGAAAUGGCUCUGGUGUGUUUGUCAGACUUUGAAGCUUAUGCUAAAAAGCAUCUUUCCAAGGCAGUUUGGGAUUUUGUGGCCGGUGGAGCAGAUGAAUGUUGGACCCGGGAUAACAAUCUUAUGGCAUACAAGAGAAUCUAUUUACGGCCACGUUUGCUGCGAGAUGUGUCAGCUGUGAACACAAAGACCACCAUUCUUGGCACUGAGAUCAGCUUCCCAGUAGGGAUUGCCCCCACUGGCUUCCAUAAGUUGUUUUGCCCUGAUGGAGAGCAGAGCACAGCAAGAGCAGGUGCAGCCAUGAAUACAUGCUACAUUGCCAGCACUUAUUCCACAUGCUCUGUGGAAGAAAUUGCUGCUGCCACCCCUGCUGGUCUCCGCUGGUUCCAGCUCUACAUCCACCGGAGGAGAGAUCUCUCUGAGCAGCUAGUGCGGCGGAUGGAAGCCUCGGGGUUCCAGGCCCUGGUAGUCACGGCUGAUCUGCCAUACACUGGCAAAAGGCGGGAAGACAUGCGAAACAGUUUGCAGUUCUUAUCUUCUAUGACACUGAAGAACUUUGAAGGUGCCUUUGAGGAAAAUGAUCACUCAGAGUAUGGUCUACCCCGGGACUCUAUAGACCCCUCUGUUAGCUGGAAGGAUAUCGCUUGGUUAAAGAGCCUGACACACCUGCCUCUCAUCAUCAAGGGGAUUCUGACAAAGGAAGAUGCAGAACUGGCAGUAAGACAUGGAGUUCAAGGGAUUAUUGUAUCCAACCAUGGAGGAAGACAACUGGAUGGGGUACCUGCAACUAUUGAUGCUCUAGUUGAAGUUAUAGCAGCUGUGCAAGGAAAAGUGGAAGUUUACCUGGACGGUGGGAUACGAACAGGAAGCGAUUUACUGAAAGCAUUAGCCAUUGGGGCAAAAUGUGUCUUUAUCGGAAGGCCUGCCAUUUGGGGUCUGGCUUAUAAGGGUGAAGAAGGAUUGAUACAAGUUUUGAAGAUUUUAAAAAAUGAAUUUUCCUUGUCAAUGGCCCUGGCUGGUUGCAGAAAUGUUUCAGAAAUUGACCAGCGUUUGGUUCGGUACUCCAGACUGUGAACGAUGCUCCUGCAGUGCUCACCCAACAGAAAAGAUCUGGCACUACGAAGUCCUCCAGUGAUUGGGAAGAAUAAAGACUAGCUAAUACGUCAAAACACAUCCUGUCAUUCCACAGCAACUUCCAGUCCUGUUCAAUAUGUGGAACAAAGCAGCCUUUUUAAUUAUGAGUGGCUAAAUGGAUUGUUCAGGACAUCUAUUUGCAGCAAGCUGUAAGAAAUCAUGAGUGACACAGUAUGACAAAUUAUCUCAACAACCUUUCUCAUGAUGACUCUGCUCUGUGCCUCCAUCCCUGGGGAGAGAGUGCUGGAAUCACAAACUUUUACCAGUGUGGUAAAGGGAACAAUGAUAUAUUUUAUGUAUUAUCAGAAGUUUACAAAAUCAGUGACAUCUGAAAUCAAGUCCUGAUUUAGCAAUGCAUCAAGCACCUGGAUAUUAUCAUAUUCUCAAGCUUGCCAAAUGAAAAAAGAAACAAUUUCUGCACAACUUUGUCCAUUUCAGUAUACAGGAGAAAAUCCUAAUUGGUUGUUUCCAUAAACCCUAGCAAGACCAGCUGCUAAACUGCUUAUUUCCCAGCCAGUUGUGGAUUGAAUGCCAAAAUUAGAAUGUAUAUUUAAAAUGGAAUAAUGAAAACUCAAAGCUGUUGUGCACUGUUAAGGCAUCUUGUGUUCUGAAGAAAUGAAUAUGUGAAUCUA